Molecule: messenger RNA, 1359 nt
Organism: Etheostoma spectabile (orangethroat darter)
Lineage: Eukaryota; Metazoa; Chordata; Actinopteri; Perciformes; Percidae
Product: serine protease 27
Exons: 6
Coding region: 182-1195 (337 amino acids)
Biological process (GO): proteolysis
Molecular function (GO): serine-type endopeptidase activity
Source: RefSeq, a predicted model, not a curated record
CCUCUUGCAGCGUCUCUAUGGACUCUAUAGAGCACAGUCAUGUAAUAUGGGGAGAUUGAAGAAAAGAAGGGAAUGACAAAUGAUGAUGGCUAUCUGUCAAAGGUAAGCCACUGUGGGUGGAGCUCAGUAUAAGGUUUGGGGUAUUUAUUGGAGAGGACAAAGUGAAGGAGGCACCGUUAAAAUGGCUCUCUACCAGCUUCUCUGGGGUUCAACCGUGAUGAUCGUUCUCUUCUCCAGAGGAUGUAAUUCACAGCCGGCAGUAUGUGGACGGGCUGUAUUCAACACCAGAAUUGUUGGAGGUCAAGAUGCACUUCCAAGAAGUUGGCCCUGGCAGGUCAGUUUGCAGGCUGAUGGUAGUCACUUCUGUGGAGGGUCCCUGAUCACCGACCAAUGGGUUCUGACUGCCGCUCACUGCCUGAAGGAAACUGACCUUGGAACUGUAGUGCAUUUGGGCGUCCAAAGCCUGUCGGGUCCAAACUUAAAUGCAGUGUCACGGAAUCUGAGUAUGAUCAGAUGCCAUCCUUCAUACGUCCCAACCAACGUCAACCGCUAUGACAACGACAUAUGUCUCCUGCAGCUGUUGACGCCUGUGACUUUUACAGACUACAUACAACCGAUCUGCUUGGCCUCAGAAAACAGCACUUUCAACCCUAGGGUUGAAAGCUGGGUCACUGGUUUUGGCGUCACGGAUAAUGGAACACUUGCUGACAUCCUACAGGAGGUAGCGGUACCGAUAGUGGGAAACAAUGAGUGCAGAUGCCACUAUGGUGAUCUUACACAGAACAUGAUGUGCGCUGGGGUCCCAGCUGGAGGGAAGGAUUCAUGCCAGGGAGACUCAGGGGGGCCACUGGUGGCCAAAAAGGGGUCUGUGUGGAUCCAGGGUGGAAUUGUGAGUUAUGGUGAAAGCUGUGGCCUACCUAGGAUUCCUGGAGUUUACACCCGUGUGUCCCAGUACCAGGAUUGGAUCAACAGCAUUAUCACUGGCAGCAGCACUCCCGGCUUCGUUGACUACAUCUCUCUAGGUUUUAAUACUGACCAGCUCUUUAGAUGUCCAGCAACACCACCACCCCCCCCACCCCCCCCAACAACUGAUGGUAACAGUGUGUUUGACAGUGGUGAAAGCAUGAUCCAUUUCUCCCUCUUUCCCUCACUCUGUCUUCUAGUCAUUUCGCUCUAUGUCCUGGGCGGAGCAUAAAAUGGAAAUGUCAAACUAUAGUUCAGGGUUUCCAUGCCCAAAUGUCUCAUUCAUUGUGUUUGAUAUGAGCUUUCUUCUUUCAGUGUAAAAAAAAUGAAAGUAGAAAUACAGAACAAAAACAUUUUAUGAAUUGAAUUGCAAUAAAAUGUUGUAUUAUUCACAGA